This is a messenger RNA of Thalassophryne amazonica, 2225 nucleotides long. RefSeq names its product RNA binding motif protein X-linked (gene rbmx). Gene Ontology annotation, biological process: positive regulation of mRNA splicing, via spliceosome. Gene Ontology annotation, cellular component: spliceosomal complex. The transcript is spliced from 9 exons. NCBI's taxonomy places the organism in Eukaryota, Metazoa, Chordata, Actinopteri, Batrachoidiformes, Batrachoididae. Gene Ontology annotation, molecular function: RNA binding. The record is from RefSeq and is a predicted model, not a curated record. The coding region runs from base 257 to 1405 and encodes 382 amino acids.
GAGUAUUCGAAGCGCCAUUAACCACAUGGAACCGGAUGUAACGCGGAUCACAAAGGGCUGUUUGUUCCAGAAAAAAUAAGUAGCACUACGUCUUGCGAAUCGCAUAUUUUUAAAUAUAUUUACAGAUUAAAAUAUUAGCAUCUGUAACGUUAUAAUUUUUGUGAGCUAGUUCACUUUAGCUCCGUAAGCUAGCGUCAACGCAGUCUCGUGCUUAUCGCCAUUUUGCGCAUUCAACAGAGUUUGCACGGCCGCAAGCAUGGUCGAAGCGGACCGACCAGGGAAGCUGUUCAUCGGCGGGCUGAACACCGAAACCACGGAGAAGGCCUUGGAGCAGUACUUCAGCAAAUACGGGCGGAUCGUAGAAGUUCUUUUGAUGAAAGAUCGUGAAACCAGCAAAUCAAGAGGCUUUGCUUUUGUUACUUUUGAAAACCCAGCUGAUGCAAAAGAUGCAGCUCGGGAAAUGAAUGGAAAGUCUCUUGAUGGCAAGCCAAUCAAAGUAGAGCAAGCUACAAAGCCACAGUUUGAAGGUGCUGGCAGGCGUGGACCACUGCUCAUGAACUCAAGAAGCCGUGGUCCACCCAGGGGGCCCCGUGGGUCCAGGGGGGGUAUGAGGAGCCCACCGCCCAGAGAUUACUAUGAUGGUGUGUCAUCCAGAGGUCCUCCAAUGAAGAGAGGACCACCACUCCGUGAUGGAGGGCCCCCACCCAAGAGGUCUGUCCCAUCUGGUCCUAUGAGCAGGCCACCCAUGUCAAGAGACAGAGAUCCCUAUGGUCCACCCCCUCGAAGAGAUUCAAUGAUGUCCAGGAGGGAGGACUAUCCAUCACCAAGAGAUGACCAUUAUAGCUCUAAAGAUGGGUAUUCCAGUCGGGAUUAUAGUUCAAGAGAUUCGAGAGACUAUGGCCCUCCUCCUAGAGAUUAUUCAUAUCGAGAUUACUCCAGUUCCCGAGACGAUUAUGGCUCUGUAUCUAGAGGAUACAGUGAUCGUGAUGGCUACGGGGGAGGCCGGGAACCCAGAAGUUAUAUGGACCGUCCAAGUGGUGGUUCUUACCGAGACUCCUAUGAUGGUUACGGUAACUCUCGCAGCGCCCCACCUUCACGGGGACCCCCACCAUCCUAUGGUGGGAGCAGUGGAAGCAGUCGUUAUGAUGACUAUGGCAGCAGUUCCCGAGACGGAUAUGGCAGUCGUGACAGUUACCCCAGCAGUCGGAGUGAUCCAUAUCCUCCUAGCCGUGGCGAGCGAAUGGGCAGACAGGAUAGGGGCCCAGCUCCCCUUGUCGAGAGAGGCUACCCCCCUCGUGAUUCAUACAGCAGCUCAAGUCGUGGAGGCCCACGUGGUGGCCGUGGCGGCCGCGGGGGUCGUGGUGGCGGUCGACCUGAUAGAGGAAUGGCUCGCAGCAGAUACUGAAAUGGACAUGGAAAACGUUGUGUCCCAUGCUCUAACACGUGUUUUGGAAGAAAUCUGCAAACAACGUAAACUAGCCAUGUCUAAAUCUGUGGAAUAUGAAGCUUAGCUUAGAACUGUUUAUCUUGAAUUUACUUUUUUUUAAUUGUGUAUUUUUUUUUUCUUUUCUUUUUUUAAUCAUUAUUUCUCUUGCUCAUGUAAUGGUGCAGUUACCAUGUGAGUUAGUUUUUGUACGUUCAGUGCUGUUGGAACCUGCAAUGCCCUCAAAGUCUGGAUUUCCUACUCUUAAUAAAGCUUUUAGUUGUAGAUCACCUGCUCGUCGAUGCCUACUACGAUACCAGAAAUGGUGAACUGAAUGUUACAUAAUACCAUGCUCUUUCCAAAUUUUUCUGUAGGGCUUAGCAUCUGCUUACGCUCUAUAAAUAGUAGCCAAGUGACUGAAGUUCAUGAACACAAAUGUGCUUCCAACUGGUCCCGACUGUUUUCAUGGGUUAGGCAAAUGUUCCUGUCAAAAUGUUCCAAUGUUGUUUCCCUGGAAAUGGAUUCCAUCACCCUAGAGCCAAAGUAUGAAGUCACGCAACGACAUAACCAAAGACAGCCAAAUGCAAGCAACAACCAAAUGCAAGCAACUUUUCAACUCGACCAGUAGUCAACAGCUGGUAAGCAAAGCAAACCUUUUUCUCAUCUGUAAAUGAGUUUCUCACUGUCCUGUAUAGCAAUCUGCACCCAAAGGCUGAUAUUCAAGACAACGAUUGACUCGGAGGAUGAAAGGAAAAAAGUCAACCAGGGGUUCCUUUUUCAUUGUAGUCCGUUUCAGCACCUU